CUCUACACACAAAGUCUAUAUAAAUCAAUUCCAAAUUACCGUUGCUGAUACUUAUUUAAAAUAAGAGUAAUAAUCAUAUAAAUGGCAAGAGUUACAAGAAUAGCCCUCGAUUUAGCAUUAGUUUCCGUGGAAAAGCUCCGACCUGCUGUUGGCAAACUUUGGAGUGCAACUAAAUCAGUAGUCGUGAAAACAUCGGCAAAACCACUCGUUUGCAAUGUCGUUGUUGAUAAACUAGAAAUUGCGGUAGAUAAAUUUGGAGGCCUAAUUGAGUCGGCUAUAACGACUCUUCGAAACAAACAGUUACCUAGAGAAGAAAAGUAUCUAGAAAAGGAAUUGGAUAAAGUAAGGCAAAGGAUGUCCUCAGGGGAUGGCAGAAUCGAACACAGAAAACGAUCAACGAGUAGGUCAUUAAGACCGAUAUUAGGAACUGCAUGGCAAUAUGCAAAAGUCGAAAUGGUACCGCCCACGACGCUCGGCUUUUUUAAUGGAGCCCCAGGAAAAAAAUUAGAAGCUACCGUAACGAAAUCUGUGGAUGGUUUUAUCUCUGGCCUAGACACAAAAAUAAAAGAACUUGACGCCGCAGAAUUGAAAGAAAAGCAAGAAAAGGAAGCUGCUAUUAUAGCAGCACAGGAAAAAGCUAAGGCUCAAGCUAAAGCUAAAGAACUUGAGAGGAAAAAAGAGGAGGAAGAAAAACGUAAAGUAGCUGAAAAAGAAGCCAAGGCCAAAGCUGAAGCUAAGGCAGCGGAAGAAGCCAAAAAGGCUGAGAAAUCAAAAGAUCCACCAAAACCAGCUAAAAAGGCUGCUCCAAAGAAAAAGCCACCUGCGAAAAAAUGAUUUUCGUCUUUUGUUAUAUCUUGUGAUACUGUUUCGAAUAUUAUGUGUUUUAAACUAACUCGUAUUAAAGUAGUAAAAAUAAUGUGUCAUUGAAUAUAGUAAAAGCUGCAGUCUAAUUUAUG
Diatraea saccharalis (sugarcane borer) is the source of this 956-nucleotide messenger RNA. NCBI's taxonomy places the organism in Eukaryota, Metazoa, Arthropoda, Insecta, Lepidoptera, Crambidae. The record is from the annotation of a GenBank genome assembly.